UCCCUUUUCACACUGCGUUUUCUUCCACCCUUAUAAAGGUUACUUCUUUCUUUCCCUUGAUCUUCGUUUUCUUCUUUGUAGACUUUUUUAGGUGACCAGAAUCCCCAAAAGCUGCCGUGUAGGGACUUCUCUUCCUCCCCUGAACUUUGGACUCAUACUUCUCUCAAGUCUUCAACUUUUUGAGGCUAUGGGUUAAGAGUGCUCUCCUAGACUCUUGUUAUUCUCACUCAACAACAACUUUAUUGGAUCAGAAGUUUCCAUUUGCAUAAGCAGUCGAACCGGGCGCAAUGGUGUGCUUUCCAUUCCACUAUGGUGGAGAGAAGAAGGAUGAACCAAAAGGCUUGAAAUCAAUGUCAGGUCGAUCAGACUGCUCUACUUAUGUGGAGACUGAGGUUAGAAGAUCUGGUUCUGAGUUGAAUUCGCAGGAUGUCUCGGAGAAUGGCAGCUCAGAUUCCCUCAGGAGGAAUUCCACUCCUAGUUUCUCCCAAAGACCUAGCAACCUUAGAGUGUUCACCGUAUCCGAACUCAAGUCUGCCACAAAGAAUUUCAGCCGCUCGGUUAUGCUUGGAGAGGGCGGGUUUGGGUGUGUCUACUAUGCGUUGAUCAAGAGUUUAGAGGAUCCUUCCAGAAAAAUUCAAGUUGCUGUUAAACAACUCAGUAAAAGGGGAAUGCAGGGGCAUAGAGAAUGGGUCACAGAAGUGAAUGUUCUUGGUGUUGUCGAGCAUCCCAAUCUUGUGAAACUAGUGGGAUAUUGUGCCGAUGAUGAUGAAAGAGGAAUCCAGCGGCUUCUGAUUUAUGAAUACAUGCCAAACAGAAGUGUGGAACACCAUUUGUCUCAUCGAUCUGAGACUCCUCUCUCGUGGAGUAGGAGAAUGAAAAUAGCCCAAGAUGCUGCCCGUGGAUUAACAUACCUACAUGAGGAAAUGGAUUUUCAGAUCAUUUUCAGAGAUUUCAAAUCUUCGAAUAUCCUUCUCGAUGAAAAGUGGAACGCAAAGCUAUCGGACUUUGGGUUAGCAAGAUUGGGACCAUCGGAUGGACUAACUCAUGUCUCAACAGCGGUUGUAGGAACAAUGGGGUAUGCAGCUCCUGAAUACAUCCAAACCGGACGUCUGACAUCAAAGAAUGAUGUGUGGAGCUACGGCGUCUUCCUUUACGAGCUCAUUACUGGCAGGCGCCCUAUCGAUCGAAAUCGCCCCAGGGGUGAGCAGAAGAUGUUGGAAUGGAUAAGGCCAUACCUAGCAGAUGGGAAGAAAUUUCAACUAAUAUUGGAUCCAAGACUCGACAAGAAGCAAGUCUUCAAGCCAGCACAAAAACUCGCUUUAAUAGCUAACCGAUGCCUUGUCAGGAACCCAAAGAAUCGCCCGAAGAUGAGCGAGGUGUUGCAAAUGGUGAAUGGUUUAGUAGAGUCUUCAUCUGGUGCUAGUCCACAGGUACCCUUGAAGAGUGCGGCGAAAACAAACAAAGCUUCCGAGGACAAUGAAAUACAUAACAAGAAACGGACCAUGGAUAUGAAAUCUGGUGAGAGCAAUUGGUUUGUUAGGAUCUUUAGACAAAAGCUGGUAAAAUCAUGUUGAUCAUUGGUCUUCAUGAUAAGCAAAGAAGACUUCAUGCAUAUUUUUCCAAUAUGCCAUGUUUUAACAAAACAUGUCCAAAGUUUCCUCCACAGAAGUUAAUGAAAAUCUUGCCUUCUAUCUUUUCAAGUUAUUUAGGAAAUUUUCAGGGAUUCUGUCAACAAUUUUAGAGGACUAGGAAUGAUUCCUAUGUUACUAGACAGUUGAAUAUACGAUUAUAUUCAUUGAUGAGAAAACUGAAUGAUUUAUUAUUGUACAUAUAAAAUUCUAACUCAACAAUUUUCUUAUUACAAUAA
Arachis stenosperma is the source of this 1867-nucleotide messenger RNA. RefSeq names its product serine/threonine-protein kinase PCRK1-like. Bases 288 to 1574 code for a protein of 428 amino acids. Gene Ontology annotation, molecular function: protein kinase activity; ATP binding. Lineage: Eukaryota; Viridiplantae; Streptophyta; Magnoliopsida; Fabales; Fabaceae. The record is from RefSeq and is a predicted model, not a curated record. Gene Ontology annotation, biological process: protein phosphorylation. The transcript has 5 exons.